Molecule: messenger RNA, 1095 nt
Organism: Aspergillus costaricaensis CBS 115574
Lineage: Eukaryota; Fungi; Ascomycota; Eurotiomycetes; Eurotiales; Aspergillaceae
Exons: 1
Coding region: 178-1095 (305 amino acids)
Source: RefSeq, a predicted model, not a curated record
CAGAAGUAUCAAGUUUGUUUGCCUAAUAAUCAGGGGAAAGGCUCACUGAGAGAACCAUAAAAGACCGAGCAUAGCAUGACAGCCACAAAGCCUCACCCUUACAACUUUCACCUCUACACUCCAUGAUGAACGCCUACCUCAACCAAGCCCAAAAACAGUCCCUCCUACUCACCCACUAUGGAUACUCAAUCCGCCGACCUCCACGAAACCACAACCACUGAAACAAACUCCACCGACUCCCAACCACCAAACUAUCAACCCUUAGAGCGUCUAAUAGCCAUACCCCGCGUAUGCAAUCUCACUGAUCGACUCCUAAUAAACCUCCCCUUCGUCCGCGCCUACACCGACAUUCUAACCAACUUUGGGAUCCCUGAAGAAGCCUUCCUCGAAUUCAUCGACGAGCUGAACAUCAUACAGGCCGGACACACAGCCCUGAAGUACAUGCAAAAGGCCGGUCAAGUCAUCCACUUUGCUGACCAUAUCGACCCCACGAAAAUUACCACGCUUCUGGGACAAUGUUCGGACCUCACAGCUCGUCUUAUUCACAUGGCAUAUAUCAAGGGACCGUUUGCGCGGAGGACGGCCUACCUUAACAGAGCUAACCGGCUGCUGUUCCAUCCCAAACAUCUCGAAGUAUCGAUCGUCAGUGGGAAGCAGCUGAGGAAGAUAUUGGGCCUUCAUCCAAAGUUCCCGCUUUGUGCGUCGCUAUGUCCGAGGUGGACUGUACCAUCGAAAACGGACCUUGUUCAGGGCCUGCGCUCGCGGGUUCGUGUACCUGGGAGACAGCUAUGUCAGCUCAUCGACUAUGUUUAUGACUUAGAUCUUGCGGCGGAGGCGAAGAGGGGAUGGAGCCAGGAGAAUGGAAAGGUGCGGAGGGAUGCGGCGAAGGUUGUUCGGGAUUGGCAGGUUGUAUCAGAGGUUCAACAUGAGCUCUGGCGUGGGGAAGCUAUCCUGUUGUAUGAGAUGGCGGGGCAGACUGCAGAUCUGAAAGCGAGAAAGAAGCUGCUGAAGAAAGCAAGAGAGAUGGAUAAAGAGGUGAGGCAUACGGAGAAGAUUACCUGGCUUGUGGUGCAGAAUUGGCAGGAUUCGGCGUAA